Messenger RNA from Monopterus albus (swamp eel), 4154 nucleotides. RefSeq names its product BCL11 transcription factor B a (gene bcl11ba). The transcript has 3 exons. The record is from RefSeq and is a predicted model, not a curated record. Gene Ontology annotation, molecular function: DNA-binding transcription factor activity; RNA polymerase II cis-regulatory region sequence-specific DNA binding. Gene Ontology annotation, biological process: positive regulation of transcription by RNA polymerase II. Lineage: Eukaryota; Metazoa; Chordata; Actinopteri; Synbranchiformes; Synbranchidae. The coding region runs from base 29 to 2566 and encodes 845 amino acids. Gene Ontology annotation, cellular component: nucleus.
GGGCGAUGCCAGUGUAAAUGCCAGGGCGAUGUCCCGACGUAAGCAGGGGAACCCGCAGCACCUGUCCCAGAGAGAAAUAUCACCGGAGGUUGAGCAUCCAGAUGGCGGACUGCUCUCCGACUCUUUACCCCCCCAUUUGCUUGGCCUGCCCUCCCACCCUCUUGGCCUACCUCCCCACCCAUUGGAACCCAGCCUGGCCCACACCCUGCCACCCGGCCUCCAUGCCGAUCACGACCUGCUGACCUGUGGCCAGUGUCAGAUGACCUUCCCACUAGGUGACAUCCUCCUCUUCAUUGAGCACAAGAAGAAGCAGUGCCAAACACCGCUGCUGGCCAAUGGCUGCUACAACAAGUUGACAGACCGGGGUGGAGGAGGUGGAGGAGGGAGCCCCACUCUGCCGGGCCUUCAUCACCAAGGCCAGCGGGUGGAGCUGAGGAAGGUGGUGGAGCCAGUGGAGAUCGGCAUCCAGGUGACACCAGAGGAGGAGGAGGUGGGAGGAGGUGAAAGGAGAGAGAGGACACCCACCAAAGGAAUUUGCCCCAAGCAGGAGAACACACCGGCAGGUGGCAGGGAUGAGCCUUCCAGCUAUAUUUGUACCACAUGUAAGCAGCCUUUCCCCAGCGCCUGGUUUCUGCUGCAGCAUGCCCAGAACACCCACGGCAUUCGCAUUUACCUGGAAUCCAACCCAUCAAGCACAGCCCUCACCCCACGUAUCACCAUGCCUCCGCCCAUGGGAAAUGACUCCAUCCCUCAGUCCCCCCUCGCCAACUUUCUUGGGGACAACAACCCUUUUCAUCUUUUGAGGAUGACUGGUCCCCUGCUCCGGGAGCCUCCCCCAGGCUUUGUGGAGAACCGCCUUCCCAACACGCCACCGUUCGUCAGCCCGCCGCCCCGCCACCAUCUGGAUCCCCAUCGGCUAGAACGCCUUAGCGCAGAGGAAAUGGGCCUCAUCUCCCAGCACCCUAGUGCCUUUGAGAGGGUGAUGCGGCUAACGCCCAUGGCAAUGGAAUCACAGUCCAUGGAUUUCUCCAGGCGGUUACGUGAAUUGGCAGGGAACACCAACAGCACCACACCACCACUCUCACCCAGCAGGGCCAACCCUGUGCACCGACUACUAAACCCCAACCCCUUCCAGCCUGGGCCAAAAUCGCCCUUUCUGAGCACGCCACCCCUACCGCCUAUGCCUCCAAACAGUACCACCCCUCCCCAGACACAGAACAAGAUCAAGUCCUGUGAGUUCUGUGGUAAGACCUUCAAGUUUCAGAGCAACUUAGUGGUGCAUCGGCGCAGCCAUACUGGAGAAAAACCAUACAAGUGCCAGCUGUGUGAUCAUGCCUGCUCGCAAGCAAGCAAGCUGAAGCGUCACAUGAAGACCCACAUGCAUAAGACCGGAUCCCUGACAGGGCGCUCAGAUGAUGGACUCUCUACUACAAGCUCCCCAGAGCCAGGCACCAGUGAUGUGACAGGUGAGGGCAUGAAGAAUCGUGAUGGGGACUUUCAGGGGGAAGGCAAUGAGGAGGAAGAAGAGGAGGAAGAAGAAGAGGAACUCGAGAAUGAGAGUCGACCAGAAUCCAAUUUCAGCAUGGAGUCUGAGUUCUACCGAAACAGGGAGAAUGGUUCUAAACCAUCCUCAGAAGAGAAGACAUCACUUGCCCUUGAGAAGAUGGUGGAAGGUGGGGGGCUCAACUCUAUACAGCCGUACAAUAAUUUGAUAGUUGACAAUCGUAAAAGGAUGUCCUUCUCCAAGAGGGGCUCAGAUGCCCAGCGGGACACUGGGGAUGAGGACUCAGUGGCUGGGGAGAUGGACCAUCACCAGCAGGAAGAGAGGACAACCAUUAAUGGCCGGAACUGUGGUUCUGGUGACUCUUUCUCAGGCCUGUUUCCCCGUAAACCCACCCCCAUCACCAGCCCCAGCCUGUCCAACUCCUCAAAUAAGAGGAUCAAGAUUGAAAAGGACUUGGAUAUUCCCCCAGCACCCCACAUCCCCUCUGAGAACGUCUACUCCCAGUGGUUGGUGGGUUAUGCUGCCUCACGCCACUUCAUCAAAGACCCUUUCCUAGGCUUCACUGACUCCAGACAAUCUCCAUUCGCCACCUCCUCUGAGCACUCAUCAGAGAAUGGCAGCCUGCGCUUCUCCACUCCUCCAGGUGACCUGCUAGAUGGUGGCCUCUCAGGCCGCAGUGGCACUGCCAGUGGGGGCAGCACGCCUCAUCUGGGUGGAGGCCCUGGUCCGGGCCGGCCUAGCUCCAAGGAUGGCAGGAGGUGUGACACUUGUGAAUUCUGCGGCAAAGUUUUCAAGAACUGUAGCAACCUGACGGUGCACCGGCGCAGUCACACUGGUGAAAGGCCCUACAAGUGUGAGCUGUGCAACUAUGCCUGUGCCCAGAGCUCCAAGCUAACACGCCACAUGAAGACACAUGGUCAGCUUGGUAAAGAGGUGUACCGCUGUGACAUUUGCCAAAUGCCCUUCAGCGUGUACAGCACUCUGGAAAAACAUAUGAAAAAGUGGCACGGAGAACAUUUGAUGACAAAUGAGGUCAAAAUUGAACAAGCAGAGAGAACCUGAAGUAGGUUCCCUAUUUCUCACACUCUGCGCAUCACUGACUUAAAAAAUAAACAAAAUGGGGUAGCUGGAUACUCUUUUCCUGAAAUAUUAAUUUUGAGUUAAUCUUGUGUUUUUGCCUAAGAAACUGCCAACUGAGAAAAAAAAGUGAAAACAGAUCUUAACACCAAGUGAAACUGUCUAAACUGCCUCAUUUGGUGUUCCUUUUUAAGCAAUCAGUCAGUUAAGUUAUAACAUAUGUGGAGCCUUUAACUGUGCAAUAAUUUCUGUAUUUAUUGUAUUUUGUAUUUUGGCAUGUGCAGGUACAUUUUUUAUUUAGGCAUUUUUCAAAAAAAAUUGUUUUAUUUUGUUUUUUUGUUAUUUUUUUAACCCACAUGAUAUCCUGAGAGUUUUUUUAGAAGACAAAAGUGAAUUUUGAACUUUUUGGCUGCUGCUUAUAGGACAUUGCAUAUUAACCUAAACCUGAGUUCAUUAAGGGAAGCAGAAUUCUAUCUUCAAUUUGAAAGUGGCGUUAACUGAGAAUGCUAGAAUUAGUCUAUUCUGUGUGGUGGUGAUGAUGAUACGCGGACAACAAUCCUUUGGCACUGUAGCAUGAACUGACUCUGAAACAUGUCAGUAUAAUUGGAUAUGUAGCACUGAGUGUCAUAUUUGACAGUAAAUGUAAAAUCAAAGAGGAUCCCAAGGUUCAUUAACCCCGUCUCCUCCUGAGAACAUCAUAACAAGCGAGAAGAAACAGAUUCUAGAUAAGGCAGCUGCUGACUGGUAUGUAGUACCAAGCCCUGACAACGCUACAACAACCAUCCUUCAUUUCUUGUGCCCCCCACCCCCCUUAACUUACUACCAUCUUAUCUACAUUCAAACAUCCAUAUAUUAUAUUUUGCAUGAAGCCAUAUGAUCUAGGCUAUAUUGUUUAUUAGGAGUAAACUGAGCAUGAAGCCAUGCAAGAUAAGUAUGCAUAGAAACAGAUGGAAGAACAAGACAAGAGAGUGAGUACAGGGACAUCUCAGGGUGAGCUAUCCUACUUUAUUCUGUCUUUAUUUACCCACUUAUCCUUAUGUUCCAGAGACAUUUCCAUUCAUCAUAUGUUGAAAUCAUUAGGGACACGUCCUCUACAGCUUCUGUUGGUUCCUUCUGUCCCAUUCUAUCUGGAUAAUGUCCAGACUUUAUCCUUAUUUCAAAGUAGGCAUUUAUAUUUGAAGUCACAGCUUCUAAUUAUAAUAUGAAUUAGUUUAGAGAAGGUUAAAUGUGUGUUCAUAUGUACAAGGCAGAUGCUACCACUUUAACUGGAUUUCUGCAGAAAAUAUUUUAUGAUCAAAAUUUAUAAAAUUCAGCAUCCCUAUGCAUCUGAAAUGACAUUAGUAGUACAUUAUUACUUGCAUUUUAUAAUGAUUCUAUAAUUAACAAAGUCACCUCCGAGAAUAAAAAUCCUUCAAGGUUUCACUGUUACAUGUGAGACACUUAGAACAAGAAAAAUGUGUCAGUGUGUGCUGAAAGAUUAAGACUAAUAUUAAGAGAGCUGAAAAAACUUAGAAAAAAUCAACUGGACUAGAUUUCUAGGUCGAAGACGUUUCACCUCUCAUCCAAGAGGCUU